Messenger RNA from Fusarium fujikuroi IMI 58289, 819 nucleotides. RefSeq lists its product as uncharacterized. The record is from RefSeq and is a predicted model, not a curated record. The coding region runs from base 1 to 819 and encodes 272 amino acids. NCBI's taxonomy places the organism in Eukaryota, Fungi, Ascomycota, Sordariomycetes, Hypocreales, Nectriaceae. The transcript has a single exon.
AUGCUUUAUACACGGACCAUAAAUGGCGUCGAACUGUCCUUCGAGGACCGCGGCAUGGUCACGUCUAAUCCAACAAUAGUCUGUCUACCUGGCUUGGGUCAGGACCACCGCGGCUAUCAAUACAUCCUCCCCUUCUUGGUGAGCAAGUACCGCGUCAUCAGAAUUCUAUGGAGAAGUCACGGCGCCAACAGCGAAUCCACCGGCAAAUGGAGCGUGGAGGACCAAGCAAACGAUACGAUCGCACUUCUAGACUCCCUCCAGGUCCAAGCAUUCAUCCCCAUCUCUCACUUCCAGGGAGGUUGGUGCGCUAUGGAGAUGGCUGCGCGUCUGGGGAAGCAAAGAGUCCCGGCUGUGCUGUUGACCGAUUUCAUCCUCACUCGGCCCCCUGCAGAAUUCAUUAAGAACCUGCAGAUGAUACAAAACAAGGAGACUUGGCAGCAGGGUCAAGCGCCCCUCAUCAAGAAAUGGCUCAACAACACCUCCAACAAGAAUGUUCUAGAUCAUUGUGAAAAUGACCUAGACACCGACGGAUUUGAGAGCUGGGCUUAUUUCUGCUGGCUGGUGGAAAAGAAUUAUGAGCGCUGGGGCUCACCGAUGGAGCGGCUUGGGGCUAUUGAAGACCCUCCUUUAGUUCGACAUGUCUUCAGCCAUCCCAGAGAGGGGCCUUAUCUUUCAGAACACGAGGAGUUUGCUCGGAAACACUCUGAUUGGUUCAGCUUCGCCAGGUUUGAUGGAGAAUCUCACUUCUCCAUUGUCGAGCUACCAGAAGCUGUGAGUCUGCAAUUAUCAGAUCUUGUCGGCCAGAUAAAGAGCAAGUAG